AUUAUAAAAUAGUAUUCCCUUAUAUUUAACGAAUACUAGUAAACAAUAUGAGCAAACUUCUUGGUUGCCUUGUCCUCAUCUUCUUCUAUAUGGUCACAGCUGUCUCAUCCGCCACUCUUACGGUGAACUGGUCUCUUGGCACCGACUACACUCCGCUCACCACCGGAAAGACCGUCUCCGUCGGAGAUACCAUCGUGUUCAGCUACGGUGCUGGUCACACGGUGGACGAAGUCAGCGAGAACGACUACAAGGGUUGCAGUUUAGGCAACUCCAUUACAUCCGACAGUAGCGGAACAACGACCAUAGCUCUCAACACCACUGGUCCUCGCUACUUCAUCUGUGGGAUCCCCGGCCAUUGCGCCGCCGGUAUGAAGCUCGCCGUCACCGUCGCGUCGGCCUCUUCAAAUGGUGUAGGAGGUGGCACCACCACACCAACCCCGUUCACCGGAGGUGCUGGUUACAUUCCCACGACCACACAGGCCAUUCCUUGUGCAGCUUGGGCCCUGUCUUUUCCAUUAGAGGCUUUGGUUGUUAAUUGGGCCAUUAUUUUUUAUGCUUCGGCUUUGUCUUAGUUGAAAAUUUUGUUGUAUGUGUAUGUGUAUGUGUUGUUUAUCUACA
Molecule: messenger RNA, 618 nt
Organism: Eutrema salsugineum
Lineage: Eukaryota; Viridiplantae; Streptophyta; Magnoliopsida; Brassicales; Brassicaceae
Product: blue copper protein
Exons: 2
Coding region: 48-572 (174 amino acids)
Cellular component (GO): plasma membrane
Molecular function (GO): electron transfer activity
Source: RefSeq, a predicted model, not a curated record